GUACAUAACCAGUGUGCUUGACUCAGUCUUCCAAAGGGGAGGCAAAAAGCUCAGCGGACCCCAUGGAGAGCUUCGGCACCGAAGUCAAGGAGACGCCGUACCCGCUGAUCGCGGCACUGGGCUCGCGCGAGCUGCAGAACAAAGUGCUGCCACUGGUGCGCGUUGCCAACGAGGAGUUCGUGCCCAAGCUACACUUCACGUCGCUGCCCCGCGAGCACCGCUUCCCCGUGAAGAAGGAACUGCGCGAAAAGCACGGGACGUUUCCCAACCAGACGCAGCGCGACUUCGAGGGAUACCGUGUGCAAGGCAUACUCAAAGCGCGAUGGCUUAAGAAGCACCACGAGCUGCUACCGGCAGUCGUGCUGCUAUUUGACGAGUUUGAUCCACGCUGGAGCCCGCCAGAUUGGCAGCAGAGGGAGACGGCGCUCCGAGAGGAGGUCGAGAAACUCAAACGUACAUUAUCAGGUGGGUUUUAUUGAAAUUUUUGUUCAAAGUAGAGGUAUUUAAUUGGAUUUUAUCAGCUAGAGAAUGUCGCGUGAUGCUGAUUCUACUGCAGCAAGUGGACGAUGCCGGGGUAGCACCAAUGAACACGACGGAGGAGAGAUUGACGAACCUUAGAAGGAGACUGGACACUGAUACCAAGGGGCUGGUACUCUUAAGAUCCAGAGAUCUCGUGCGUGGAUCCGCUAUGCUGGUCAAGUUGGAGUCGUCGAUGCGCAACAUGGCGCUCGAGUACUACAAGGCCCAGUCGAAGCGGGUGAAACGGUAUAAGAAGGCACUGGCGAAGACACCUGGCUACCAGGCACUGCAUGCGAGAUUGAGCUUCAAGAUCGCGCAUUACUAUGAGUUUCGACGCUAUACGACCAAGGUGUUGCAACACUACGAAGCAUCGUAUCGGGCCAUCAUCGCGCUGCCACUGAACGAGAACGAAUCGGUCGAUGGAAUCGCGUACACGCAGGUCAUGACGAUGGCGGAGUUUGUGAACUUUAAGCUUUGCUACCACUUGAUCUUCUCGUCAAACAAUAUCAAGGGUGCCGUGGACCAACUACAACGCCACAUGGGCGUAUAUUCGCGCGCUAUUAUUGUGGCGGACCGAGCCUACGAGCACUGGGAGUGGGUUUCUCGACAGUACCAUGUCUUUGCUCAAUUACUGGCCGAAGCUACGUCCAUUCGAGGCUCACUGCCCAGCACUGGCUUGGAUUCAGAUGUGUAUAAGGAGCCGUAUUUAUAUUACUCCAUUGCAGCGAAGUACGCUAUGUUUCGGAGGAAGGCGGCUGCAAAACUUGGACUCACGGUUACUACAGUUGUGCCUUCAUCAACUCCUAAUGGCGAGGUUUUAUCAGAACGUGACUUUGUCGUGGUGCCUUCUGUUUACGUUGGAGGCGAUCCAGUGGUAUCUGAAGCGAACUCGGCGUCACAAGACCCGUCAAUAGCAGCACUGGUCAAGUACCGCCAUGCAAUGGAGAGGACUGUGUCGCAUGCGAAGCGGUCUAUUGUUCUCUUGGAGCACGCGAUCCAGCAUCUAACGAUGUAUGUUGCUGACCACAAUGCCCCCCGCAGUCGGAUGAAAAGCCGACUGCUUGUUCAUUUGGGCACAGAACGGCUUGCAUCAGGCGAGUACGAACGCUCACGAGCAGAACUACAGAAGGCGAAAGCAACGUUUGCAAUUGAGAACUGCUGGGCUCAAACGGCUCAGAUUCUGAAACAAUUACUGAUCUGCACCUUCCGUCAAGGAGAUACUGCGGCCUAUUUGGACUAUUCGCUGCAGUUAUUAUCGCCCGUUGUGGAGGAGUUUGUGUCACCUAAAGAGCGUGGUCGUAUCCAGGAUUCGUUCAUAACAGCGUGGAGAAACCCAGCAGCACUUGGAGCGCCAUUUACCGAGAACUCGGCGCUUGGGAACGGCCAUGAAGUCGCACUCGAUCGAUCGCGCCCGGUGUUCACGUUAGCAGCACAAUUCGACCGUGCCUCUGCUUGUGUGAAGGAAGAUGCGACGCUCGAGUUAGAGUUGCGAUCACAUUUCCCGUCGCCGCUUGUGGUGGCGAAGAUAGAGUUGGUGUUUAACGACGAGCGGUACCGUACCGUCAUCUACCAUCAAACCGACGUGGAGUCUGGAUCAUUGACUUCCGUCGAUGGGAAGCUGUUCACGUCGCUGGAAUUUACUCACAAAGUGGCUAAAGAACUCCGCGUUCCGUUGCAUGUGCUGGAUGGACGACAGAUGCUAUCGAUCCAGGAAGUGCGGUUCUAUUUGAGCGGAGACCACAGUGCAAAGGCUAAUGGUGUCAGUGCUGAUAGUGCAGCACCAGAGGAAGAGUUCUUGAUUUUCAGCCUGCUAGUGGGACGAGUGUCUGUAGAGCAGCGGGAGACGCCACAGCCGUAUCUUAUUAAUGGACGUGUGCCGGCCAUGGGCAAUGGCUCUGCAUCUCCGAGUUUCUCGAGGAGAAAGUCGAUGUUCUCACUUGUCGAGGGCCCUCGCCCCGGCCAAACAGACACACCAGAGUCGAUUCAAGAGGACGGCACCGCACAUCUUCGGGGCUCGUCGUUGAUGAUUCUGCAGCCUCGAGCGAAGGCUACACUGAUGAUGCUGUCACACGAGCCACUGUUGACUGGGGAUUUCCGCGAGCUUGCGUUCAAGUUGUCUGCCAAUGAAGAUAAGUUGGAGAACGUGACAUUCCAAGCUGCGUGUGAACCCCCACCGGCGUCGGUAUCGCCAAACGAUGCGUUCUUCUUCACAGAGCACUCAGGCGUGUUAAAACCCGUGCCUUUGGAUACAAACCUACAACCUCGGGAUCUUAACUCGUUGCCCAACAAAGACCCGGAAACUGAGGAGACGCUGCGGGUUAUUGUUCGCUCAACGAGAGCGACUCCCGUGACUUUGAUUGUCUCCGUCGCGUACACGACAAAAGCUGGAGUCGCGGUGAGUUUUGAUGAACGGUUCGAGUUGGUCUGUCACGAUCCGUUCGACAUCCAAGGAGGUUUAAUUCACGACUUCCUCAGCGGAGGUGGCGUGCCUGGCGCUGCACAAAUGCCGAAGGGAACGUACGGAUGUGUGGGGAACUCGGUGAGCUUCCAAGGCAGCGUCACUUGCACGUCUGGAGAGUCUUUGAAGGUGCUUGCACUGGAGUUCGAAGCGCGUGAGACCAACACGAUUGAAGACUUGGCUGUGUCGGGAUUUGGUCCGGUAUCCAGUGACAGUGACGACGUUUGUGCGACCUUCAACGACGGUGAUUCACGGUGUUUCUGCCUGCGGUUAGUACCGAAGUUAGCGUCUAAAUUUGUGACACUAGGUCGCGUCAAGGUGCUUUGGAGACGCGAAUCGUCGACGAUUAUCAGUACUCCGGAUGGUUCUCACAACGAUGUCGUUAGUACGUGGCUGGAGAUCCCGAUGGUUUCGUUCGUGGACGCCCCACUCACUUUCAGCGUGGAGACCCCAUCGUUUGGUGUUGAAGGUGUCGUCGUCUACAUGGAUGUGAAGGUAAGGAACAACGAGGCGGUUUUCCACAGUCUGCGUGUCAAGCCGGUGGAUGCAGAGGGAGCGUUCUUCAUCUCUGGUCGUACGAAUGCCACGGAGGACUUACUUCCUUUCGACGAGCAAGUGUUCCAGUUGUGUUUGGUGCCUACGAAGACAGGCUACCUCCGACUACCCCGCUUAGAGAUCGUGUCGUUGACGUACAACCUCCCGUUCACCAAUCCGGACGAGCGCCAGGAGUUGUUUGUGCUUCCAAGGGAACGUCCCGACUGGGAUCCUGCCAAAUGACUAGUCGCAGUGAGGUUACGUGCGUGUGAUAGACUUAUGGAGCGCUGAUCGGUUUCAUCCGACUUGCGGUGGAAAAACUUCAACACGAAUGAAACGGAGCAUCUGUCAAGUCACUAUUUCGAAGAGUGACUAAUGUAAUAACCUUUAGCAGUUUAUACAAAUAUUUCGAUACAGAUUUUCACCGAAA
Phytophthora nicotianae INRA-310 is the source of this 3941-nucleotide messenger RNA. RefSeq lists its product as hypothetical. NCBI's taxonomy places the organism in Eukaryota, Oomycota, Peronosporomycetes, Peronosporales, Peronosporaceae. The transcript is spliced from 2 exons. The coding region runs from base 539 to 3754 and encodes 1071 amino acids. The record is from RefSeq and is a predicted model, not a curated record.